This is a messenger RNA of Anthonomus grandis grandis, 1694 nucleotides long. It is a transcript of the gene Nmd3, whose product is annotated as 60S ribosomal export protein NMD3. The transcript has 7 exons. Gene Ontology annotation, cellular component: nucleus; cytoplasm. Gene Ontology annotation, biological process: ribosomal large subunit export from nucleus. Gene Ontology annotation, molecular function: ribosomal large subunit binding. Lineage: Eukaryota; Metazoa; Arthropoda; Insecta; Coleoptera; Curculionidae. The record is from RefSeq and is a predicted model, not a curated record. The coding region runs from base 143 to 1648 and encodes 501 amino acids.
UUGAAAUGUCAAAAAAGCAUGCACGCUUUGUUUUGUUUAUAGGUGUUUUGCAACAAAAAAACCCUUUAAUUUAAUAACCUUAACCCUUAACUAAACCUUAACCCUUCAAUUUUUAGGAUAUAAAACUGAGUGUAUUGGGAAAAUGGAGGCUUUUGAUGUUGCUAGUGAGAAUGCCACGGCCAUUGUACGCUGUUGCCUGUGCGGUCUGGACAUAGAACCGAACCCGUCCAACAUGUGCGCGGGCUGCCUGAGGAACCAAGUGAACAUCACCGAAGGCAUCUCCGAACAGGCCACCCUGCACUUUUGCAGGGGCUGCGAGCGGUACCUUCAACCCCCAUCCGAGUGGGUGCACUGCGCCCUCGAAUCCCGGGAAUUAUUAACCGUCUGCCUGAAGAGGCUUAAGGGCCUCAAUCGGCUCAAACUCGUCGACGCCGGGUUCGUGUGGACCGAACCGCAUUCCAAACGCAUCAAGGUUAAACUGGUGGUGCAUGGGGAGGUGAUGGGAGCGGUACUACAAAAGGAGUUCGUGGUCGUGUACACUUUGGCGCAUCAGAUGUGCGACGACUGUCAUCGCACUGAGGCGAAAGACUACUGGAAGGCAUUGGUGCAAGUGAGACAGAAAGCGGAGAACAAAAAGACGUUUUACUACUUGGAGCAGCUGAUUUUGAGGCAUAAGGCUCACGAGAGCACGUUGGGGAUCAAGCCGAUCCAUGGGGGACUGGAUUUCUUUUAUGCUACCGAAGCUCACGCGAAGAAAAUGGUCGAUUUCCUCACGACGGUUUUGCCCUGCAAGUAUCAACAUUCCAAGAAGUUGAUCUCCCACGAUAUCCACAGUAACGUGUACAACUACAAGUUCACUUAUUGCGUGGAUAUCGUGCCGAUAUCCAAGGACAGUGUGGUGUGUCUUCCGAAGAAGUUGACUCGGUCGUUGGGGGGGAUUUCGCCGAUUUGUCUGGUCUACAGGGUGACUAAUGCGAUACAUUUGAUCGAUCCGUCUACCGGACAAAUUUGCGAACUCGGCAGCACCGCCUACUACCGCACCCCGUUCGGCGCCAUCUGCAACCCGAAACAAUUGGUCGAGUACGUCGUGAUGGACAUCGAACCCAUCAUGGACAAGGACAAAAAACAAUUUCCCGGACAGGGAACCAUCUCCAGCAGGCACGUGUUGGCCGACGUCUGGUUGGUACGUGCCUCGGAAUUGGGCAUCAACGAGAACACCACCCACGCCCGCACUCAUCUGGGACACGUCCUGAAACCCGGCGACUCCGUUCUGGGUUACAACAUCCAGGACAGCAACGUCAACGAUGCGACGUUCGAGAAUCUAGAUCGGGCCAGUAUUCCGGACGUCGUGCUGGUGAAGAAGCACUUCGGAGAUCGGGCGUCUAAAAAGAGACAGAGGAUCUGGAAACUGAAGAGGAUGGCCCAGGAGGAGACCGGAAGUAUUGACGGGAAGGACUUUAAUGAGUUUAUGGACGAUUUGGAGGAAGAUCCGGAACUGAGGAGGAACGUCAACAUAUUCAAGGACAGUGCCAAGAUGGCGGCGCUUCCGGUGGACAUGUUCGAUGACAAUUACGAUCCUAACGGGGUCACUUUGGAGGAAAUGCUGGACGAUUUGGACGUCAACGAUGUGGAAAUGGCCGAUGAAUAAUCGGAAUUUCUUUUGUUUUUUUUGAAUAAAGUGGUUCUUUGUUAUG